Molecule: messenger RNA, 1398 nt
Organism: Arxiozyma heterogenica
Lineage: Eukaryota; Fungi; Ascomycota; Saccharomycetes; Saccharomycetales; Saccharomycetaceae
Gene: ENT1
Product: epsin
Exons: 1
Coding region: 1-1398 (465 amino acids)
Biological process (GO): actin filament organization; endocytosis
Cellular component (GO): endosome; clathrin vesicle coat; plasma membrane
Molecular function (GO): clathrin binding; phospholipid binding
Source: RefSeq, a predicted model, not a curated record
AUGUUACGUUCUGCCAAAAAUAUUGUCAAGGGCUACUCCUCCACAGAGGUACUAGUGCGUGAUGCAACAGCAAACAACUCCAAUGUGCCAGACAGGUUCCUCCUGGAAGAACUUGCCGAUAAGUCGUAUAAUAGUACCGAUUUCUUCGAGAUUAUGGACAUGUUGGACAAAAGAAUCAACGAUAAAGGGAAAUAUUGGAGACAUGUACUCAAGUCGUUAGUGGUACUGGACUUCUUGGUUAGGUUUGGUAGCGAGAACUGUGUGCUUUGGUGUAAAGAAAAUAUCUAUAUUAUAAAGACUCUAAGAGAAUUUAUGCAUACCGAUGAGAGUGGUGCUGAUGAGGGGAAAAUGAUCAGAAGCAAGGCUAAAGCCUUGACUUCUUUAUUGUUGGAUGAUGAAAGAUUAAAACAAGAGAGAGAAUUGAAUGGGAAAAGAAGAAAAGAAUGGGGGAGAAGAGAUAGAGAUGGAGAUAGAAAUAGCUCAAGAAGUUAUUUGGCUGAUGAGGAAGAUGAAGAUUUAAGAAGAGCUAUUGAGGAAAGUAAAAUUACUGCAGAGGAAGAAGAGGCUAGGCGUAAAAGAAAUGAACGUGAAGUGGAAGGGGAAAGGAGAAUGGCUCUACAACUAAGUAAAGAAGAACAGGAUCUAAAAAGAUUACAAGAAUUACAACGUCAACAACAGCAACAGAUGCAACAAGCACAGCAACCUCAAAUAUAUUACGAUAUAUUUGGUAAUCCAAUUACCCCAGAAGAAUAUCUACAAUUUCAACAACAACAAGCUCUUUUGGCCCAACAGCAACAAGCCGCUCUACAACAACAACAAUAUUGGGCUUUGCAACAACAACAACAGGCUGCGUUAUUAGCACAACAACAACAACAAUUAUAUGGCAUUCAACAGGAAACCUUACCCACUGGCUCGAAUAAUCCAUUUGCCAGAAACAAACAACAGCAACAAACAAGUACCAUUUCAACAUCUAGUACACCCUCUGAAUCUCGACCACCUUCAUCAAUAACAUCAUUACAAACUUCAUCAGCAUCUACAGCAAAUACUACUGUUCAACCACCAUUACAACAGACUAGAACAGGUAAUAAAUCCAUCACUGACAAAUAUAGUGCUCUAAAUAGCCUAUUAGCUACCGGUGCUGGUGUCGAUACAUUUGGUAAUACCGGUAAUCAACGUAUCCCUGCUCAACACACACAAACAGGUACAUUUAUAAAUUCACAAGGUACUGGUUAUAGACAAGUCACAGAAAAAGAUCUUGCCAAUCCAUUCUUUAUUGGAACACAGUAUACAGGCUUACCAAGUACAAACAUUGUUCCUUCCCAAACUGGAUAUGGAUUUGGUAAUUCAACUAACAAUACCACAAACAACAAUAACAGUACUACUUUACUUGAUUUGUAA